UCCUAGAAAAUAGAAAGAAAAGUGGAAUGUAAAGCACAUCAUAAAUAUGGACAAGGAACUAUGAAUAACUAACUGGGAGAAGAGGAAAUGCAAAUGAGGACUAAAUGAGAAACAACUCCUCGUGCACAACUCUGCUAACAGCGUCCGUACAGUGAAGCAUGGUGGUGGCAGCGUCAUGCAGGUUUUGCAAAACUGGAUCCAAACAAAAGAGAAAUCCCAUCAGGAAGCCUCCGCCCUUCCGAGCAGCCACUCACCCCGUAUAGCUCUGCGGAUCCACCGGCCACGUCUCCAGACCUUCCCCCGCUCAGAGACACAGAGGUCCGGGCAGCCCUCGUCUCCAGGCAGCGGCCAGACCCAAACAGACCAAAGGACCAAAGGACCAAAGCACAUCCACGUCCCAGCCAUGCGUUUCUACAACAAAGUGAGCAUCAACACCAUGAUCCUCCUGGUGUUCAUGCAGGGGGCAACGGUGUUGUUGUUCUGCAGCUGGUACUAUCAGAUCAGCCCCUGCAGCAUCAGCGUUCCCAACAAGAAGACUCACGUCCUGCUGCUGUCGUCGUGGCGAUCAGGCUCGUCCUUCCUGGGCCAGGUGUUCAGCCAGAACCCGUCCGUGUUCUAUCUGAUGGAGCCCGGUUGGCACGUAUGGACGACGCUGCGGAGCGGCGGCCGCCGGGAGCUGAAGAUGGCGGUGAGGGAUCAGCUGCGGAGCGUGUUCAAGUGCGACUUCUCGGUGAUGGAUUCGUACAUGCCGCCGACACAAAGGAACGUUUCCUCGCUGUUCAUGUGGAGCCACAGCCGAGCGCUGUGCUCGCCGCCGGCCUGUUCGCUCACGCCACGCGACCAGUUAAGCGACCAGGAGAAGUGCAGUCAGAAAUGUGGCCGCGUGGGGCUGGAGAAAGCGGAGGAGGCCUGUAGCACCUACAGCCACGUGGUGCUGAAAGAAGUGAGACUGUUUGAGCUGGAAUCCCUUUACCCGCUUUUCAAGGACCCGGACCUGGAUCUCCGAAUCGUCCACCUGGUGCGAGACCCCCGGGCCGUGAUGCGGUCCAAAGACGACUCCGCCAAAUCCUUCGAGCUCGACAACUCCAUCGUCGUGGGGCAUCAAAAGCUGACGCCGGCCGAAGCGCAGUCUAAGGCCUUGCAGGAGAUCUGCCGCAGCCACGUGAGCAUCAACGAGAGGGCCAUCGUGAAGCCGCCGCCGUUCCUGCAAGGCCGCUACAAACUGAUCCGCUACGAGGACAUGGCUCGUAGCCCGCUGGAGGAAGUCAGCUCCUUGUACGAGUUUCUGGGUUUGGAGAUGACCCUGGAGCUGGAGGAGUGGAUCUACAAGGUGACGCACGGGAAAGGCCACGGCUCCAGGUCGGACGCCUUCAAGAUCACGUCGCGGAACGCCGCCGACAUCUCCCAGGCGUGGCGCACCAUGCUGCCGUACAGCAAAGUCAAGCACAUCCAGGACAUAUGCAAAGGCGCCAUGUCGCUGCUCGGGUACAGGACAGUUAACAGCGAGGCGGAGCAGAAGAAGCUGGACCUGGAUCUGCUGGUUCCACAGGAGCCGUACGAGUUCACCUGGGACAAGCCUCAAACGCAGCAGCCCAAGAAAACAUGAGCAUCCUGUUCUGCACAGACUGGUUCUACGAACAGGAGGGCGCGCUGGCGUGAUAUUCUAGGGUUAAAGCUCAGAUUCCCGACGAGCACACACCUCACACUUUGACUAGAUUCAAAUAUGAAGCGAUGGAAAAGCGGUAUUUCCACAACAGAAGAAAACAAAAGCAUCACCACACAUGCAAAUACUCUCUGCUUUACAUUUUCCUAUUCCUGAACAGACUCAUCUCCAUAUUCCUGGUUCGUGCACUCACCUGAAACAUCUGGGUUUUGUGGAGUUGAACUCCUGGUUUUAAGGGUUUGAUUGCACCUUGUUUGAAGCAUCGUGCUUCGUGCUUCCGCCACCGAGGCGGGAUGUUGAUGAGCGGCGGUGGGAACAUCACGAAGCACAUCCACAUUAGAAAAACCGCUAACCUCUUUCUGCAACAACUUCGUUCCUUAGUUUUAGUUUAAACAUUAAAACUCCAGCAAUAAUUAAUGACAUUAGGCAGAAUGUGCCUGGAAAGAGUCUCUCCGUUGGAAACUGAUUAUACUAAAGAGAUUAUUUUUCUACUCUGUAUCACACAGUGAGCUACUGAUGAGUUGUACAAGAUUUAAAUUUAGGUCAGAAGACUCUUAAGUUUUCAACGUUCACCUCCAAAAAAACAAAAA
Messenger RNA from Mugil cephalus (flathead mullet), 2253 nucleotides. RefSeq names its product carbohydrate sulfotransferase 6 (gene chst6). NCBI's taxonomy places the organism in Eukaryota, Metazoa, Chordata, Actinopteri, Mugiliformes, Mugilidae. Gene Ontology annotation, cellular component: Golgi membrane. The coding region runs from base 176 to 1606 and encodes 476 amino acids. The record is from RefSeq and is a predicted model, not a curated record. Gene Ontology annotation, biological process: sulfur compound metabolic process; N-acetylglucosamine metabolic process; carbohydrate metabolic process. Gene Ontology annotation, molecular function: N-acetylglucosamine 6-O-sulfotransferase activity. The transcript has 3 exons.